Messenger RNA from Orycteropus afer afer, 2324 nucleotides. It is a transcript of the gene GOLGA5, whose product is annotated as golgin A5. Gene Ontology annotation, cellular component: Golgi cisterna; Golgi membrane. The record is from RefSeq and is a predicted model, not a curated record. NCBI's taxonomy places the organism in Eukaryota, Metazoa, Chordata, Mammalia, Tubulidentata, Orycteropodidae. Gene Ontology annotation, biological process: Golgi organization; retrograde transport, vesicle recycling within Golgi.
GGAGGUUCGCUCAGCCUGGGCCCGUUCCGGGCCGGCUGGUGACGGGGGGCGGCUCAGGAGGGCGUCGACGCCUGGGUGCAGCCGCUCCAGAGUCCUCAGGCUCACCAAUAGGAUCAUCCUACCACCAUCAUGUCUUGGUUUGCUGAUCUUGCUGGGAAGGCAGAAGAUCUCUUAAACCGAGUUGAUCAAGGAGCUGCAACAGCUCUUAGAAAAGAAAACAUCAGCAACGCCAUCUAUAACAAAAAUAUCGACUACCCUGAACUUCACCAGCAAAAUACAGAGUUGACUUAUCAGACUGGAUCUAAAGCUCCUUACAUUUCCUCAGCAGCUGAGACCAUCAGAAGCCAGAAGGCCACCAUCUUAGCUGGCACUGCACACGUGAAAGCAGGCUCGAGGACCCCAGCGGAGGCCUCCCAUUCUGCUGAAACUGCAUCUGUUCCCAGGCCUUCAUCCCAGUUUGUUCGAAGAAAAAAGUCAGAACCUGAUGAUGAGCUGCUAUUUAAUUUUCUUAAUAGUUCACAGAAGGAGCCUUCUGGGAAGGUGGAAAUCAACAAAGAAAGGGGCAAGGCACCUGCACAGAGUUCUCGGACAUCCAGUGUCAGUUCUGUGAACACCAAUGUGACCACCAUCAAAACCAAUGAAGAAAAUUCUUCGGAGAGCCAAAGCCAUGUAGCCUCUAAUAAUUCAGAUGCUGGCCCUGAAGACCAAUUGGAUUCUUCAAAGGAAAAGGCAUCAUCAGGUGGUACCUCCACUGACCACACCCCAACAUCUAAUGACAACGGCAAGUCACACGAGCUGUCUAACCUUCGGCUGGAGAAUCAGCUGCUGAGGAAUGAAGUUCAGUCUUUAAAUCAAGAAAUGGCCUCCUUACUUCAAAGGUCCAAGGAGACUCAAGAAGAAUUAAACAAAGCAAGAGCAAGAAUUGAAAAGUGGACUGUUGACCAUUCCAAGAGUGAUCGGAUGACGAGAGAACUCCGAGCCCAGGUUGAUGAUCUGACUGAGGCGUUGGCUGCCAAGGACUCCCAGUUGGCUGUACUGAAAGUGCGGUUACAAGAAGCUGAUCAGCUACUGAAUACCCGAACGGAAGUGCUAGAAGCUUUACAGAGUGAAAAAUCACGAAUAAUGCAGGAUCACACUGAAGGUAGUAGCUUACAGAAUCAAGCUCUGCAAACUCUUCAGGAGAGACUGCAUGAAGCUGAUGCCAUGCUGAAGAGAGAGCAGGAGAGCUACAAGCAAAUGCAGAGUGAGUUUGCUGCGCGCCUUAAUAAAAUGGAAGUGGAACGUCAGAAUUUGGCAGAAGCGGUUACUCUGGCAGAAAGGAAGUACUCGGAUGAAAAGAAGAGAGUCGAUGAGCUCCAGCAGCAAGUCAAAAUGCAUAAGUCCAACCUGGAGUCCUCCAAGCAGGAAUUAAUCGACUACAAGCAAAAAGCAACUCGAAUACUCCAGUCUAAAGAAAAAUUGAUUAACAGCUUAAAGGAAGGCUCCGGUUUUGAAGGCCUAGACAGCAGUGCUGCCAGCAGCAUGGAGCUAGAGGAACUUCGACACGAGAAGGAGAUGCAGAGGGAAGAGAUUCAGAAGCUGCUGGGCCACAUCCACCAGCUGCGGUCUGAACUACAGGAUGUGGAGGCUCAACAAGCUCAUGAAGCAGAAGCAGCGAGGGAGCAGUUACAAGACCUACAAGACCAAAUAGCUCAGCACAGAGCAUCUAAACAAGAACUCGAGGCAGAGCUGGACCGGCAGAAGCAGGAAUUCCACUACAUAGAAGAAGACCUGUAUCGGACAAAGAACACACUGCAAAGCAGAAUUAAAGAUCGAGAAGAAGAAAUUCAGAAACUCAGGAAUCAGCUGACCAAUAAAACCUUGAGCAAUAGCAGCCAGUCCGAGUUAGAGAACCGACUCCACCAGCUGACGGAGACCCUCAUCCAGAAGCAGACCAUGCUGGAGAGCCUCAGCACAGAAAAGAACUCCCUGGUCUUCCAGCUGGAGCGCCUCGAGCAGCAGACGAACUCUGCCUCCGGGAGCAGCAGUAACGGCUCCUCCAUCAACAUGGCUGCGGUCGACAGUGGCGAAGGCACACGUCUGCGAAACGUCCCUGUUCUUUUUAAUGACACAGAAACUAACCUGGCAGGGAUGUAUGGCAAGGUCCGCAAAGCUGCGAGUUCAAUCGACCAAUUCAGCAUCCGCCUGGGCAUCUUUCUCCGGAGAUACCCCAUCGCACGGGUCUUUGUGAUCAUAUACAUGGCUUUGCUUCAUCUCUGGGUCAUGAUUGUUCUGUUGACUUACACUCCAGAAAUGCACCAUGAUCAACCACGUGGCAAAUGAAC